Molecule: messenger RNA, 726 nt
Organism: Entamoeba dispar SAW760
Lineage: Eukaryota; Evosea; Mastigamoebida; Endamoebidae
Product: M-phase inducer phosphatase, putative
Exons: 1
Coding region: 1-726 (241 amino acids)
Biological process (GO): positive regulation of G2/MI transition of meiotic cell cycle; protein dephosphorylation; G2/M transition of mitotic cell cycle
Cellular component (GO): nucleus; cytoplasm
Molecular function (GO): protein tyrosine phosphatase activity
Source: RefSeq, a predicted model, not a curated record
AUGAAACUAGUUAAACCAAGGAGGAGCAUGAAUAACACAGAAAAAAUCAUCAAAAACCAAAGACUUAUAUCAGCUCUAACUUUUUCAUCAAGUUUUUAUGAGUCAGUACAACCUUCUUCUGAGAGGUGUCAGUCUUACACUUCUCAAAAAAUUGAGCGAAGUAAAUCUGCACCUAAAUUUCUCAUAGAAGAGGAAAAUGAAGAGAUUCAUUUAAUAAAUCCUUUUAUUGAUACACAUCAUCAAUCUUUUUAUUAUGAUCAAGAAAUUACAAUGAUUUCAGUUGAAAAUUUUCUUAAACACCUAACUAAAAAUACUAUUAUUAUUGAUUGUCGUUACCCUUAUGAAUAUGAAGGUGGACAUGUCAUAGGUGCUUUAAAUUUAUGGAAUCAAGAAUUAUUAUUUGAAUAUAUUAAAAAUAACUUAGAACAAAUAUCAAGGAUGCAAAGUAAUAUCAUUUUUUAUUGUGAAUUUUCUCAGACUCGUGCUCCAAGUCUUGCCCGUCAACUUAAACGUUUUGAUUUAGAAAGAAAUAAACAAUACUAUUUUAAAGAAGUGUAUUUACUAGAAGGUGGAUUUAAUGAAUUGUAUUCAAUAAAUCCUAGUUGUAUUGAAGGGAGUUAUAUUGAAAUGAAUGACCAAAGAUAUUUUGAAAGAAUGCUAUUGUAUUCUAAAAUAUGUACUAAUUAUAAAAUGGUAAACAGAUUAAAUUAUCUUUCAUUUUCUUAA